AUGGGAAUAACCGUCCAAAACAUCACAGGAAACACGGCAAUGGUAAUUUGGCCAAAAAUGGCCAGUUGUACCGACAGCUUUUACAGCGUCAUGUACCACCCUAACUGGAACAGCAUGCUAUCGAGUUACUCGAGAAACAGCUUUCAGAAUGAAGAGAGAGUGCCUGCCAGUCGCUCCUCCUUUGUUGUUGAAAACCUAACUCCACUGACAACAUACCUGGUGUGCGUGACCUGCCAGUCCGCAAACCCCUCUGGUGACCAGUGCAGAGUUUUUAACACGCUGGAACGAGACCCUGCAUCCACAAGCAGCACCAAGAAGGAGCUGGCACUGGGCAUCUGGCUCACCAGCAGCAUCCUACUCUUCAUCAUCGCUGCAAUCCUCCUCUACAGCUGCCUGCACCUCCUGUGCCGCAGGAGACGUGAGCGUUUGCAAGGGCGAAAUGGGACCUCCAAACAAGACCACGGGAAGGCAUGGACCAACAGCAUGGCGUAUGCCUUUGAGGAGUUUGGCAGGCAGAGCCAACCGAUGGAGGACACUGAGGAAAAGCAUCCCAGUGGCAUUCAGCUGGCCACAAUCAUAAAGAAUCCCUCCACAUGCAAGGAGCCCAACAUGCUGACUUCCAAAAGCCAGGAACAAGUGCCAGCGGCAGGACAGAGCUCUGCUAUAAAUUAG
Molecule: messenger RNA, 672 nt
Organism: Phaethon lepturus (White-tailed tropicbird)
Lineage: Eukaryota; Metazoa; Chordata; Aves; Phaethontiformes; Phaethontidae
Product: fibronectin type III domain-containing protein 9-like
Exons: 1
Coding region: 1-672 (223 amino acids)
Molecular function (GO): protein binding
Source: RefSeq, a predicted model, not a curated record